ACAGUUGCGUUCAGUUUACAUUCAUUGCGACCAAAAUUGAAUUCAAAUUUUGAAUAAGAAACUCAUCAUCAUUUUGAUAUUUUUUUUCUCAAUUCUUCUUGCAAUUUGACUAUUUACACCGGAAUAUGUCCACAAUAAAACCUGUUGCAAAUUCGUAGUUCAAUUGUGGACCAUGCGAAUAUCACAAUAGAUGUUGCGGUGUGAACGAGACAUUAUGUCAACAAUAACAUAGCCUAACGCAAUAUUAUGCACAUUAGUUGAAAUUUGAAGACAAUAACAUCGGCUCUGGCAUCGUUGCAUUCUACAUAAAGCUGCAACGAAAAUUUUCGAUAAUUUCACAUCAUAUCAUUCACGACCAUUGAAAUUCAGCUAAUUUUCACUUUCGAAGAAUAGCUCAAAUGGCAAAAUCAAAUCAAAUCAGCGAAUAUGAAUUCAAUUUGGAUUUGCGCGACACAUUUCGAUCGCUUUCGUAUUAUCACACCGAUGAAGAAGGUGGCGACAAGCAAUUGAAAUUCGAUCCACCAGUUUAUCAGGCCCGUUAUUCAGCCAUCAAUUCCAUUUUGACAAUGAAAGAAUGGAUUCCACACAUUAAAAAGGUAACGGAAUUCGGUUGUGCCGACAUGAGUCUGGUACUCUUGAUACGCCGAAACGAUCAUCUUCAACACAUUUUACAGAUCGACAUCGACGAUGAACUGCUGAAAAGGUUUGAGCAAAGAGCCGCUCCAUUGACUUGGGAAUAUUUAUCGCGCCGUAAAUUACCACUCAUAACCGACGUUUAUCAUGGUAGUGUCGACUCGCCGCACGAAUGUCUUUUGGAUUCGGACGUCGUUAUUUGCGUUGAACUCAUUGAACAUUUGUUCCCAGAAACGGAGCAAAAUUUGCCACAAAACAUUUUUGGUUUUAUUAAACCGAAAAUAGCCGUUUUUACAACGCCAAACGCGGACUUCAAUAUUCUGUUUGGCAGUUCAAAAUUUGAAAAUGGGUUUCGGCAUGAGGACCACAAGUUUGAAUGGACACAACAGCAAUUCAAAGACUGGGCACAAAACAUUUGCAUUCGUUACCCAAAUUACCGUUUUUCCGUUUCUGGCGUUGGUGAAUUGCCAACGGAUGCUGAUGAACAGUUGGGAAAAUGUUCACAAAUGGCAACUUUCGUUCGCAAAGACAUGCUGCCGCUAUUGAAUGGUCUUGAUGCAACUGAUGAUGUGACGCCACCAGUCGAUGAAUCGGAUACGGAAGAAGUUGUGUUCCCAAUCGAAAAAUUCAAAUAUAAAUUGCUGUUCAGUAAAGAAUUUCCAUACGAUCAAGAUUCGCGUAGUUUGGACGAAAAGAUACUCGACGAUGUAAAGUACUUCAUCAACCGCCAUUUGUACGAUGACGAUCUAUAUUUCGACCAGGAAAAGAAUAUUUGCGAAUUUCCCGUCGAAGACAUAUUCCGACAUGUACAUGAUGCAUCCGAUCUCAACGAAAUGCGAUCAAUAAUUCGCAAAGAAUUUGUGAUAAAUGACAAAGAUUGUGUUGAACAUAAAUUGCCCGAAGAAAGUGGAUCCGAGUUCAGCGAGUACGACGAUGAAGACGGGGAAGACGUGAAACAUGUAGAAGACGCGGAAGACGAAGACAAAGACGAAGUGAGCACAGAAAAUGGUAGCAGUAAGCCUGUCACAACCGCCGAUCCUGACGAUGAAGAUUGGGACUGAUUACGGACCCUGUACAAAAAAAAAUUACGCACAGCUAACUAGUUAUACGUAGUGUGUACUAUUCAUUGAAAUAAUUCAAUUCAAAAUUAUUUCAAAUCUCGUCUAAUUUAUAUUUUAAAACAAAAAGUUGAGAAUUUUUUUUUUUUGCAUUAUUACUUAAAAUUAAAUUUAAAUAAUUUCCUGGAAUACAUACAAAAUGUACCAUUUUCAAAAUAUACUAAAACGAGUGUGAUAAUCCACAAUACCAAAA
Molecule: messenger RNA, 1944 nt
Organism: Sitodiplosis mosellana (orange wheat blossom midge)
Lineage: Eukaryota; Metazoa; Arthropoda; Insecta; Diptera; Cecidomyiidae
Gene: Hen1
Product: small RNA 2'-O-methyltransferase
Exons: 6
Coding region: 399-1694 (431 amino acids)
Biological process (GO): piRNA processing; siRNA processing; RNA methylation
Cellular component (GO): cytoplasm; nucleus
Molecular function (GO): O-methyltransferase activity; RNA methyltransferase activity
Source: RefSeq, a predicted model, not a curated record